AUGGCAUCCUCUUCUUCAAAGUUCACACAAAGCAAAUACGAUGGAACGGAGAAUCGUCUUGGACACGCCCAAAUCCUUCAGCUCCUGAAGUUCUGUCUCAGGACGUACUUCACGUUCAACGGGGCAAUCUACGAACAGGUGAAGGACACAGCAAUGGGUUCGCCGAUUUCGGGAUUCAUCGCCGAGAUGGUCCUGCAACGGUUAGAGUCGCUGGUCUUCCAACACCACAAACCGAAGUUCUGGGCCCAAUAUGUGGAUAAUGCCUUCGUCGUUAUCGACCGGAAUCAACUGCUUACAUUCAAGGAACAUCUGAAUGCGGUCUUUUAG
Molecule: messenger RNA, 327 nt
Organism: Spirometra erinaceieuropaei
Lineage: Eukaryota; Metazoa; Platyhelminthes; Cestoda; Diphyllobothriidea; Diphyllobothriidae
Source: the annotation of a GenBank genome assembly